Molecule: messenger RNA, 841 nt
Organism: Ornithorhynchus anatinus (platypus)
Lineage: Eukaryota; Metazoa; Chordata; Mammalia; Monotremata; Ornithorhynchidae
Gene: VPS25
Product: vacuolar protein sorting 25 homolog
Exons: 6
Coding region: 36-566 (176 amino acids)
Biological process (GO): protein transport to vacuole involved in ubiquitin-dependent protein catabolic process via the multivesicular body sorting pathway
Cellular component (GO): ESCRT II complex
Molecular function (GO): structural molecule activity; protein homodimerization activity
Source: RefSeq, a predicted model, not a curated record
GUCCGUGCCGGGGCUUCCGCCUUCCCUGCGCGACGAUGGCGACGAGUUUCGAGUGGCCGUGGCAGUACCGCUUCCCGCCCUUCUUCACGCUGCAGCCCAACAUGGAUACGCGGCAGAAGCAGCUGGCUGCCUGGUGCUCCCUGGUGCUGUCCUUCUGCCGCCUGCACAAGCAGAGUGCCAUGACGGUGAUGGAGGCGCAGGACAGCCCCCUCUUCAACAACACCCGGCUGCAGCGGAAGCUGUCCGUGGAGUCCAUACAGGUCGUUCUGGAGGAGCUGAGGAAAAAAGGGAAUCUCGAGUGGCUGGACAAGGGCAAGACCAGCUUUCUGGUCCUGUGGCGGCGGCCAGAGGAGUGGGGGAAACUCAUCUAUCAGUGGGUGGCAAAGAGCGGCCAGACCAACUCUGUGUUCACCUUGUAUGAACUGAGCAGUGGGGACGACACGGAGGACGAGGAGUUCCACGGACUGGACGAGGCCACGCUGCUGCGGGCACUGCAGGCGCUUCAGCUGGAGCACAAGGCCGAGAUCAUCACCCUCAACGACGGGCGGGGGGUCAAGUUCUUCUAGGUGUGGGGCUGCCCCUUCACCCCCCGUCGAGAAGUGACCGGCACCCAGAGGGGCCUGGAGCCUGGCCCCAUCCGUACCCCGCACAGCCUCUUCUGCGGAGGAGGGGCCGGCCCCCCCCGCACCCGCAAACCUAGGCCUGGGCUGGGACCCGCGGGGAUGGGAUGUCAGAUGUUGCUUGGGCUCUCACUGGGCACUGGUGCCCCUGGGGAGAUGCCCGGCUGGGUGGGGCUAGGGCCACCCGGUUCACGUAAUUAAAGGAAGAAACUACGCUCCGC